UUUUGUUAGUACCUUAUGUUUAUUUUUGUUUGACAAUUGUCACGGUCGGAUAAUAUACCGACAUGUAAUAUUUACAUACAUAUUUUAAAUGAAAUGAGAAUCAAUUAGUAAUAUUUUACAACAGUAAAUAUGGAUUUGUGAGCAAAAUCAAUAUUUUAAAUAAACGACCAACGAUGAAGUGCUGUUUAACUUUUAAGUAAAACCUGCAAAAAAGCCGGCAUCGAUCUGAAGUUACGAAAUAGCGCCAAUAAUUUUGAUGUAUAAUUAAAUGCGAUGGAGGUCACGGAUAAAAAUUUAUGUCGGAUAUGUUUAUAUUCUCAAAGUAAAUUAUACCUCAUAACAGAUACAGAGUUGCAGGAAAUAUACGAGAAACUAACUGACAUCAAAAUACUCACAACAGAUGUCCAUCAGUAUGUCUGUUUUCUAUGUUACACUGUAUUGAGACAAUGUCGAAAACUAAAACAACAGGCCAUAUGGUCGGAGAAAGUGUUAAAGGAGAAUGCCAAUGCUAGUAUUGAGAUACAUCAUACAUUCAGGCUGAGCAAGUCAAAUAUAAUGACCGUUGAUAUAAAACCGGAAUUUGAAUCGGGAGUCAGCGAUGUAGUUAUUAAGAGGGAAGUCGAAGACAUUUAUACAAGUGAUGUGGAAACUCAUACAAAAAAUGAUUCAGAAGCCAACGAGAAGACCGACUCCGAAGAUGACAUUCCACUGAAGAAUAUCAGUUCUAAGAACAAGGAUGUAGUCGGCAAGAGGAAAGAAAGAAUAAUCAACGCCAAGGAAAUAAUUCUGAGCCACGAGGAACAGCUCCAGGAGAUGAUGGAGCGAUCCAAGUCUGAGAACUACACUAACUCACCAUACAAAUGCGAUCUGUGCUACAAGGGGUUCAUUGACCCAACCGCUUUUGACAAACACAAGGAGAAACACGAUAAGAUAAGCGGUCCGUACAAGUGUGGUAUAUGCCACCUCCGCUACCCCAGCACCAAGUCCCUGAGGGCGCACACGGCAUCCACACACUCCAGGAGGUACCAGUGUGACGUGUGUCCCUACAGAGCUCAUACAAGGAAUCAAGCCGUGGAACACGAGAAAUGGCACAAAGGACACACAUACGCCUGCCAGCUGUGCGGGCUCACAUUCAGCAAGCCAAGUACAUACCUGACGCACAUGAGGAAGCUCCACGCGGGGGAUCACGUGUGCAGGCAGUGUGGGGACAGCUUCUACAAGAGGCGAGGGCUCAUGAUGCACGUCAGCAAGUCUCAUCGGAGGGAGCAGAAUAACACAGAACCUCCCCCCAACUGCGUGUGCAAGGACUGCGAUAUACAGUUCACUAAUAUAGAUGCUUACACCAGACAUCUGUUGAUAACGAACAAACACACACUCUUCAACGACGAUUCCCGAUGUAAGGUGUGUGACCAACAAACAAACAAUCAACUGAACCACGAGCGGACGCACGCGCGCCAGCUGAAGCGGAGCGCCGACCCGAGCUACAAGACGGCCAGCGACUUCAAGGUUUCCUGCCAACAGUGUGAAGCAAGUUUCUCCAGCCGGAGUCAGCUCCAGAACCAUAUAAAGAGAGUCCAUCUGGGAAUCAAAUAUAAUAAGAACAUAGUCUGUGAGACUUGCGGUAAAAAGUGUACUUCCCGGGCUACCCUCGGCUACCACCAGCGCCGUCACACCGGUGAGAAGCCGUUCCCCUGCGACCGGUGCCCCGCGACCUUCUCCAGCCGCGAGUACCUCCGGGUCCACAGUCGAAGCCACUCGGGCGAAAGACCUUACGUGUGCGCGCUCUGCGGACACGCCUUUAGCCAGAAACCUGCACUGAACAGACACUACAGGGUCCACACUGGCGCUAGACCCUACGCCUGUCACCUGUGCAGCAAGAGCUUCAGUCAAUCCAACUCCCUCAAGGUCCACAUCAACACCGUCCACCUCAAGAUGCCCAAAACCAAGAGGAAGAAACCCACAGAUAAUACAACCGAUACCACAUAUAUAUAUUGUUUUAUUUAUCCUUACUACACGUUCAAACGUUAAACGUAAUACGGACAG
This is a messenger RNA of Danaus plexippus (monarch butterfly), 2043 nucleotides long. Its product is annotated as zinc finger protein ZFP2-like. The record is from RefSeq and is a predicted model, not a curated record. NCBI's taxonomy places the organism in Eukaryota, Metazoa, Arthropoda, Insecta, Lepidoptera, Nymphalidae. Gene Ontology annotation, molecular function: RNA polymerase II transcription regulatory region sequence-specific DNA binding; zinc ion binding; DNA-binding transcription factor activity, RNA polymerase II-specific. Gene Ontology annotation, biological process: regulation of transcription by RNA polymerase II. The transcript has 13 exons. Bases 274 to 2028 code for a protein of 584 amino acids. Gene Ontology annotation, cellular component: nucleus.